AUGCAAGCAAUCGCCACUGCUGCUUUGAUUUCCGGAAGAAGAUUAUUAGCUCAUAACUACCGGAAAGGUAUCACUCUUCUUCCCUCUCUCAAUUUCAGUUUCAACUUUUACCCAUUGUUGUCAGCUGAUAGUAAUACACUUCUCUUUCAUACCCAAAUUUCAACCAAUCCUAGCCCUAACCCUAACCGUAAUCCUAGUCCUAAUCCUAAUCUUCUUGAUCAUCGGAAACAACUACCCAAAUUUCUGUUAGAGAAAUCCAAAUUGGGGUUUGGGUUGAUGGCUAUACCCAAUCGAGUAGAUUCUGGGAUUUCUGUCUUAAGUAGCUUCUUCAAACUUGGUUAUGUACCAUGUGUACAUACUUUCAACACUCUAAUGAAUGGGUUCAUUUUACAAGACAAGACUGGCAAGGCCAUGGAAUUGUUUAAUAAAUUGGUAAGAGAGGGAGAAAUCAAACCUGAUGGAGUUAUCUACGGAACUAUUUUAAAUGGGUUUUCCAAGAUAGGAAAUACUACAACUGCUAUAAGGCUUUUUAGGAGUAUGAAAAAAUGGAACUAUAAGCCUAAUGUUGUGAUGUAUAACACAAUUAUUGAAGGUCUUUGCAAGGACAAAAAUGUAGAUGAUGCUUUGAGCCUCUUAGUGGAAAUGACCCAGCAGGAUAUUACACCAGACUUGAUCACUUACAACACUUUGAUUCACGGACUAUGUAAUUUACGCCGGUGGGAGGAAGCAACAAUAAUGUUGAGAGGCAUGACAGACCGGAAUGUUUUUCCAAAUGUUCAUACCUUUACGACACUGAUGCAUGCAUUAUGCAAGGAAGGGAUGGCAAAAGAAGUAGAGAGUGUUCUUGAAUUCAUGGUCCAAAGAGGUGUUGGUCCCGAUGUAGUCACAUACGGUACACUGACGUAUGGUUAUUUUUUGCGAGGCCAAAUGGACAAAGCAAUAAAAGUCUUUCAUUCCAAGGUGGAUAAGGGCAUUGAGCCGAACAUUCAUUGCUAUAACAUUUUGAUCAAUGGAUAUUGCAAAAAUAUGAAAAUUGAAGCGGCCAUGAAUCUUUUCCUUGAAAUGCCUUGCAAAGGAUUGAAACCCACAAUUGAUACUUACAAUACUAUGUUGCAGGGAUUGUUUGGGGUUGGUAGGUGUUCUACUGCUCAAGGACUUCUGACUGAGAUGCAAGCUAAUGGUCAGACUCCAGAUUAUUAUACUUAUUGUGUCCUGUUGGAUGGAUUAUCCAAGAAUGGCCAUAUUGUUGAAGCAUUGUUGUUGUUUCAGGAGCUAGAACGCAGAUAUAUUACUAUGCACAGUAUUUAA
This is a messenger RNA of Camellia sinensis, 1308 nucleotides long. Lineage: Eukaryota; Viridiplantae; Streptophyta; Magnoliopsida; Ericales; Theaceae. The record is from RefSeq and is a predicted model, not a curated record.